This is a messenger RNA of Chroicocephalus ridibundus (black-headed gull), 2097 nucleotides long. Its product is annotated as G-protein coupled receptor 12-like. Gene Ontology annotation, molecular function: G protein-coupled receptor activity. Lineage: Eukaryota; Metazoa; Chordata; Aves; Charadriiformes; Laridae. Gene Ontology annotation, biological process: regulation of metabolic process; adenylate cyclase-activating G protein-coupled receptor signaling pathway. The record is from RefSeq and is a predicted model, not a curated record. The coding region runs from base 412 to 1479 and encodes 355 amino acids. The transcript is spliced from 2 exons. Gene Ontology annotation, cellular component: cytoplasm; plasma membrane.
CCCCGACCUUGGGGAGGUGCGUCGGGGUGGCGGGAGAGCUCAUGAAUGAACGGCGGGUGCGUGCAUGGGGGGCGUGCAUGGGUGCGUGCGGGUGCGCGCACCCCCUCGUGCCUGCGGGUGUGGAUGUGGCUGUGGAGCGGGGAGCCAGCCUUGUUGUUAUUCUGAUCACAGCGGCUCUGAUUCACAGACUUGGAUCAUGAAUAUAAGUGAAGACUUUGACGUCAGAGUUGAGAUUUAUCAGCAGAUCCAAUGGGGCAGGAAUAUUAAGUGCAAGUCGAUGCCAGCUAUCUGCCAACGUUAUUAGCAAUGCUCACCGAGGAAUGAGGCUUAACACCAAGGACUGGAAGGACUGGGAAGGAAAAAAAUAAAAACGGGGGGAAGCAAGCCGAUCCUCGAGCAUUAAAGCCAGCGAUGCUGCACGGCCCCGCCGCCAUGGGGGAGCCGUGGCAGCCGCAGCCGCAGCAGCAGCAGCGGCUCCCGGGGCUCGGCAACGCCUCGGAGCCCAGCGCCUGGCCCUCGGCGGCGGGCGGGCCGGGGACGGCGGCGCCGGGCGGCGGCGGGGCCGGAGCCGGAGCCGGAGCCGGAGCCGGGGGGGCCGUCAGCCCCUGGGACAUCGCGCUGUGCGCCACGGGGACGGCGGUGGCGGGGGAAAACGCGCUGGUGCUGGCCGUGCUCUUCUACACGCCGAGCCUGCGGGCCCCCAUGUUCCUGCUGAUCGGCAGCCUGGCCCUGGCCGACCUGCUGGCCGGGCUCGGGCUAGUAGCCAACUUCGCCGUGCGGUACCUGCUGCGGCCGCCCAGCGAGGCGGCGGAGCUGGGGGCGGCGGGGCUGCUGCUGGCCGCCUUCUCCGCCUCCGUCUGCAGCCUGCUGGCCAUCACCGUGGACCGCUACCUGUCGCUGUACAACGCGCUCACCUACCACAGCGAGCGCACGCUGGGCUUCACCUGCGCCAUGGUGCUGCUGAUGUGGCUACUGUGCCUCGGCGUGGGGCUACUGCCCCUCCUGGGCUGGAACUGUCUGCGGGACCAGAGCGCCUGCAGCAUCCUGCGGCCCGUCACCAAGGACAACGCGGCGGUGCUGGCCGUCACCUUCCUCCUCCUCUUCGCCCUCAUGAUGCAGCUCUACCUGCAGAUCUGCAAGAUCGCCUUCCGGCACGCCCAGCAGAUCGCCGUGCAGCACCAGUUCAUCGCCACGGCGCAGGCCACCUCCACCCGCAAAGGGCUCUCCACCCUCUCGCUCAUCCUCGGCACCUUCGCCCUGUGCUGGAUCCCCUUCGCCAUCUACUCCUUGGUGGCCGACUCCAGCUACCCGGUGGUCUACACCUACUCCCUGGCGCUGCCCGCCACCUGCAACUCCCUCAUCAACCCCAUCAUUUACGCCUUCAGAAACCCAGACAUCCAGAAGUCGCUCUGGCUGGCCUGCUGCGGGUGCAUCCCUUCCACGUUCUCCUCCAGACCAAGGACAUCCAGCGAUGUGUGAGGACUGAGCAGGGAGUGAGACGCGCUCCCCUGCUCUCCUCCUCCUCCUUUUCCCCUCUGUUGUUAUUGUUUCCUACCGGGAGGAAACCCCCGGCCAGCACAUCUCGUUCCAUGAAAAGAUGGCCAAAAAGAGAAAAAAGGAAAAGGGAAAAAGAAGGGGGGAAGAAAGAGAGAGAGAGAAGAAUGAUAAUGGUUUCCUUUAGAAAUGUUAUUUUCUUACACAUUUUAUUUUUUAUUUAAAAACACAAAACACCAAAAAAAAAAGAAAAGAAAAGGAAAAAAAAAAAAAAGGAUGUCGGUACGAUGGCAUUUGUCUCCUCUCGGGGUAAGGAGCCAGGGGAGCAGCGGGCUUGCCUGGCCGGGUGGCUUCCACCCCCCCGGGGGCACGUCCCACCACGAGUGGAGGCCACCGGGAAGGCCACAAGAGCGGAAGGGGGGGAGUGUCGCCCCGCCCUCCCCCCGGCGGGGCUGGUCCCCAAGCGUGGGGUGGAUGUGCGGGGCGAGCACACACCCCCCCCCAAGUCCCCCUAAAAUCAGGUCUUGCAACGCUAUGCAAUAAUCGGGGUGGUGGGGGGGGGCGCGUUCAGCACCGCGGGGACGGACAGCUCCGGCUCGGCGG